UUUACGCGGGAGUGUUUCAAGGCAAAAGCCGAGGUUACCGCUGUCUGGAGUCAGUCGCCAGUCGCCUCCAGGACAUGCUGGUUCCACUACUUAUCAUAGCGGCUGUAGCCGCUUGCUUUACCCAGGCGCAGCAGGACUUUUACGAAGGAAGCCAAUGCUCAAAUGGUGGAAUACAUGGUACAUGCCGGCUGCUGAUGCACUGCCCACAAGCCGUGGAGGACUUGCAGAAGCGACAAAAGCGACCACUCCACUGCUCCUUUGAAAAUGUGCUGCCAGUUGUGUGCUGCUUGAAUCAACUUGGCGUGGAAAGACCCGCGAAUGAUACGGUGAAGUCACCCCUGGCAAAGAAGCAAAGUACGCCUACGACUGCAUGGUCAACGUCCCCAAGCCCUCGGAUCGGUCGCAUUGCUGUAAAAAAAUGCGAGGAGUUUAAAAAAUACUUAUUUAAAGAUGAACCAACGUUUUCUCUUUCGUGGCUUGCUAGGAAAGAGAACAAGACUCAGUGUGCCGACCCUGGAGACGCCUUUGUAACUGGCGGCAAAGAAGCCAACCCGAAGGAGUUCCCUCACAUGGCGAUGGUGGGAUACGGUGACAGGGACAACAUUAAGUACGAAUGCGGAGGGGCACUCAUCUCUCCGCUCUUCGUCCUCACUGCCGCACACUGCACGCCCAGGAAUCGACCUGCUCGUUGGGUGAUGCUAGGCGAGCUGGACCGUUCAACCGAAAAGGACGACGCUAGGCCAGAGCUCCUCGAGGUGUCUGGCGUCGAGCUGCACCCAGAUUACACAGGCAGAACGAAGUAUUUCGACAUUGCACUGCUUCGCCUGGAGAAAGAGCCCGUGCUCAGCGGAUACGUGCGGCCUGCCUGCUUGCACACAGAGAGAUCAGUGUCGUCGGACACAAACCCUAUAGCGACCGGCUGGGGUCACCUUUGGUACGGUGGUGACCCGAGCGACAGGCUGAUGAAGGUGCGGCUGCCGGUGCAGGACUACUCCAAGUGCAACCAGAGCUAUGAUGUAGGUGACGUGCUCCCUCGCGGAGUCUUGGAUGACACCCAAUUGUGUGCUGGAGACCUCUCCGGCAAUAAAGACACUUGCCAGGGUGACUCCGGCGGCCCAUUGCAACUGUUCACGGCAAAGGGGCCACUCUACUGCAUGCACCACAUCAUCGGCGUGACUUCGUUCGGCCCGCGUUGUGGGACCCUCAGAGAUACCCCCGCCGUCUACUCACGAGUGUCAUCGUUCAUUUCAUGGAUUGAGAAUAUUGUGUGGCCUGAAAAAAAUUAGCUAAAUACAUUGUUUUUGAAGUACGCUGCUCUCAUCUCCCGUGACCGUUGAAGAUGACCAGCAACUUCGUUGACGAACUUAUUUUAUUAGAACGCAUUCGAUUA
Messenger RNA from Frankliniella occidentalis (western flower thrips), 1390 nucleotides. RefSeq names its product venom protease-like. The record is from RefSeq and is a predicted model, not a curated record. Gene Ontology annotation, biological process: proteolysis. The coding region runs from base 75 to 1286 and encodes 403 amino acids. NCBI's taxonomy places the organism in Eukaryota, Metazoa, Arthropoda, Insecta, Thysanoptera, Thripidae. Gene Ontology annotation, molecular function: serine-type endopeptidase activity. The transcript has 7 exons.